Messenger RNA from Oxyura jamaicensis (ruddy duck), 1482 nucleotides. It is a transcript of the gene PLCXD1, whose product is annotated as phosphatidylinositol specific phospholipase C X domain containing 1. Bases 173 to 1183 code for a protein of 336 amino acids. The transcript has 7 exons. Gene Ontology annotation, molecular function: phosphoric diester hydrolase activity. Lineage: Eukaryota; Metazoa; Chordata; Aves; Anseriformes; Anatidae. Gene Ontology annotation, biological process: lipid metabolic process. The record is from RefSeq and is a predicted model, not a curated record.
CUGGAAGGUGGGAAUGAAGACACGGUACGGGGGAAUAAACUUUGAGAUUUACUUCUGAAAAGUGGUAGCUAACGGUUGUGAUUUCAUUCCUGCAGGCUAGCCGAGGUUUCUCCCUAAAGGACAUGCUGCCUCUGACACAAGGACACCUUACGACAUUCUAGAACAGGUACUAAUGGAAGGCCCUUUGCAAACCUCCGUUCAUGUGUGCCACGAAAAUGGUCAAUGGAUGUCAAAAUUACCUGAAAAGCUCUGGGAUAUUCCCCUCUAUAACUUAUCUCUUCCAGGGAGUCAUGACACUAUGACGUACUGCUUGGAUAAAAACUCGGCCGUUAGUGGCAACGAAUCGAAGCUGGUGGAGCUUUUGAAUAAACUUAUGCCCUGCAUUGUACGCCCUAUCAUUAUGAAGUGGUCUAUAACACAGGUACUGACUGUGACGGAGCAACUUGAGGCCGGAGUUAGAUACUUGGAUUUUAGGAUUGCCCACAAAGCUAACGAUCCAUCAAUGAAUCUGUACUUCGUGCACAUGGUAUACACGACUGUUGUUGUACAGGAUAUUCUGUGGGAAGUGUUAAAGUGGCUGGAAACUCAUCCUCAGGAAGUUGUUAUCUUAGCCUGCAGGAAUUUUGACGGAUUAAACAAGAAACUUCACUGUCAUCUUAUUGCCUGUAUAAAAGAGAUUUUCCAGUGUAAGCUGUGUCCCAGAAAUGUGGUUCCGACACUGCGGACCAUGUGGCAGCAGGGCUACCAGGUCAUAGUCUCGUACGAAGAAGAUGUGGAGGUGGUGAAGCACUGCGAGCUGUGGCCUGCCAUCCCGUACUGGUGGGGGAACAGAACUUCCACUCACGCUCUCAUCCAGUAUCUGGAGCGCAUGAAGCGGAUGGGCCGACCAGAAAAAUUCUUUGUUGCGGGCAUUAACCUUACUGAAAAUUUAAGAUAUAUUCUUUUACACCCAUUCGGAUCACUGAAGGAUAUGACACUCCGAAGUCUUCCAUGCUUGAAAAUCUGGGUGAGGCAGCAGUAUCCAGGAGCACAAAAAGAAUGUAUUAACAUCAUUGCUGGAGACUUCAUAGGAAACGAUGAUUUUGUCAGAGAUGUGAUAGAACUUAACACAAAAAUUAAUCCUCCAUUAGACUGUCACAGCAAAGCAGCAGGAACAAGUAACAUUUCAUUCUCAGCUUUAUAAUCUUUGAAAAGCUGAAAAGACUACGUGCAUUGAGUGUUUCCUGGUUUAAACAUCCUGGACUACAUAAAGGUCCAGUUAACUUAAACCAGGGAUGUUUUAAAAACUCAUUAAGAGAAGUGCUCUCAAAAUCAUCAGGCUUUCAAAGCAUUUUCAUGAAAAAGGAGCCUGAAGAUCGUGAAGUCUCUAGAGAACUAUGCUGUGGGUCUAAUUUACCCAGACGUGCUUAGAUUCUGUAGCAGCUGGCAAUAUUGGAAGUCUCAAGAACUUAUUCCUAUUUUAUUUUACAUCCAAGUAAGAAG